Molecule: messenger RNA, 1992 nt
Organism: Callithrix jacchus (white-tufted-ear marmoset)
Lineage: Eukaryota; Metazoa; Chordata; Mammalia; Primates; Cebidae
Gene: NFKBIA
Product: NFKB inhibitor alpha
Biological process (GO): cellular response to tumor necrosis factor; toll-like receptor 4 signaling pathway
Cellular component (GO): cytosol
Molecular function (GO): NF-kappaB binding
Source: RefSeq, a predicted model, not a curated record
AUCAAAAAACGGAAAAGACCGGCAGGUUGGCAAACCCCAAAGAAGGACUGCCCAUCAGGUCGGCGUCCUUGGGAUCUCAGCAGCCGACGACCCCAAUUCAAAGCGAUCGUGGGAAACCCCAGGGAAAAAUGGUUAACUUGCAGAGGGACAGGAUUACAGGGUGCAGGCUGCAGGGAAGUACCGGGGGCAGGGGGCCUGGUAGGAAGGACUUUCCAGCCACUCGGCGCUCAUCAAAAAGUUCCCUGUCCGUGACCCCAGUGCCUCAUCGCAGGGAGUUUCUCCGAUGAACCCCAGCUCAGGGUUUAGGCUUCUUUUUCCCCCUAGCAGAGGACGAAGCCAGUUCUCUUUUCUGGUCUGACUGGCUUGGAAAUUCCCCGCGCCUGACCCCGCCCCAGAGAAAUCCCCAGCCAGCGUUUAUAAGGGCGUUGGGGCGGCGCUGCAGAGCCCACAGCAGCCCGCGCCGCCGUACCGUUCGCCAGCGCUCCAGCGAGGAAGCAGCGCGCAGCCCGCGGCCCAGCGCACCCGCAGCAGCACCCACAGCUCGCCCGAGCAAUGUUCCAGGCAGCCGAGUGGGCCAUGGAGGGCCUCCGCGAUGGGCUGAAGAAGGAGCGGCUGCUGGACGACCGCCACGACAGCGGCCUGGACUCUAUGAAGGACGAGGAGUACGAGCAGAUGGUCAAGGAGCUGCGGGAGAUCCGCCUAGAGCCGCAGGAGGCGCAGCACGGCGCCGAGCCCUGGAAGCAGCAGCUCACCGAGGACGGGGACUCGUUCCUGCACUUGGCCAUCAUCCAUGAAGAAAAGGCACUUACCAUGGAAGUAAUCCGCCAGGUGAAGGGAGACGUGGCCUUCCUCAACUUCCAGAACAACCUGCAGCAGACUCCACUACACUUGGCUGUGAUCACCAACCAGCCAGAAAUUGCUGAGGCACUUCUGGGAGCUGGCUGUGAUCCUGAGCUCCGAGACUUUCGAGGAAAUACCCCCCUACACCUUGCCUGUGAGCAGGGCUGCCUGGCCAGCGUGGGAGUCCUGACUCAGGCCUGCACCACCCCACACCUCCACUCCAUCCUGAAAGCUACCAACUACAAUGGCCACACGUGUCUGCACUUAGCUUCUAUCCAUGGCUACCUGGGCAUCGUGGAGCUUUUGGUAUCCUUGGGUGCUGAUGUCAAUGCUCAGGAGCCCUGUAAUGGCCGGACUGCCCUUCACCUCGCAGUGGACCUGCAGAAUCCUGACUUGGUGUCGCUCCUGCUGAAGUGUGGGGCUGAUGUCAACAGAGUUACCUACCAGGGCUACUCCCCUUACCAGCUUACCUGGGGUCGCCCAAGCACCCGGAUACAGCAGCAGCUGGGCCAGCUGACACUAGAAAACCUUCAGAUGCUGCCAGAGAGUGAGGAUGAGGAGAGCUAUGACACAGAGUCAGAAUUCACGGAGGAUGAGCUCCCCUAUGAUGACUGUGUGUUUGCAGGCCAGCGUCUGACAUUAUGAGCACAAAGGGUCUGAAAGAACGUGGACUUGUAUAUUUGUACAAAAAGAGAGUUUUAUUUUUCUUAAAAAAAAAAAAAAAAAAAAAAAAAAAAUUUAAAGGGUGUACUUAUAUCCAUACUGCACACUGCCUGGCCCAAAACAUUUUACUGUGGUGGGAUCAGCCCUCGUUUUGUUACUUUCGUGAACUUUUUGUAGGGGACAAGAAAGAUCAUUGAAAUUCCAAGAAAACUUCUUUUAAGCUUUACCUUUGUGGGAGUUUGGAUAAUGUUAUCAAAAAUUUCAUGGAAGGACCACAUUUUAUAUUUAUUGUGCUUUGAGUGACUAACCCCAGUGGUAUCCUGUGACAUGUAACAGCCAGGAGUGUUAAACCUUCAGUGGUGUGGGGUUAAAAGUUGCUACCUGUCAAGGUUUGUGUUACCCUCCUGUAAAUGGUGUACAUAGUGUAUUGUUGGUAAUUAUUUUGGUACUUUUAUUAUGUAUAUUUAUUAAACAGAUUUUUACAAAUGA